Molecule: messenger RNA, 709 nt
Organism: Malus domestica (apple)
Lineage: Eukaryota; Viridiplantae; Streptophyta; Magnoliopsida; Rosales; Rosaceae
Source: RefSeq, a predicted model, not a curated record
GAGUCCGGUCUUCUUCCCCUUCGAACUCUGCAAUAAAUAACUAGUCCGAGCCUUGAGACCGUUGAUCUUUGCCGAGAGAGACAGAUGGCAUUCUCUAGUUGCAGCAAUGUGUUGGGCGGUUCGCGUCUUCUGGCGGCGGUCGGAGAAACCCAGUUGCCCACGAAGCGCUCGGUGUCGGUGUCAACCACCACCACCACAAAGAAGAGAGCUUUUCCUCUUCAGUUGAGAAGUGAGGGAAAAGAAAAAGUAGAGGCUCCGAAAGCCUUUGGAGUUUCACGAAGAGAUGUGAUGUUAUCUGUGCCUGUUGGGACACUGGCAGCACUCACCCUUCCAAUAGAACCUGUGGAAGCACGCGUUGUCAAUCCCGAGAUCAGGAAGAAGAUUUUUGAAAAGUUAGAGAAGAUAAGGGAGCAGUUUGGUUUGUCAAAGCCAAAAACCAAUGACGGGAAAAAGGCGUACCCAUCACCGCCAUCGUCGGAGGAGAAAAAGCCUCAGACAUUGCUACCACCUGUUGAAGUAAUUCUCCCUUGAGAUGGGUAAUUGUCGAUUCAGAUAAAUGGUCAUCCCACUGUUGGGGUAGAUCAAACUUUUUGUUUGGUGCGGACUUUUGCCCUGUUAGUUGAGAACUUUAUGAACCUAUGAGUAAUAAACCUAUGAGUGCGUGAUCAUUUUUGCUUCCUAGUUAACGACUUUGGACAAUUCUGUUUUA